CGUCCGAAUAAUGAUACAAAGGCCAAAGUUGAAGAGUUUUGGGCAAAUAAGCGUAAACCACAAGACCAGGAGUUCGCCAAUCUGUUGGAAGACAUUGAUGUGUCUUCGCUAAAACUGAGAGAAAAACAUCUUGAUGUUCUCAUAAAUAAUCAAGAUGAUUUGAAAACAGUUUUAGACUUGGCUCCUAAAGUUGGAAAUGGUGUCAAGAAAUUGGAACUAAUUUUAGAAACUUCAUCAGAAGAUGUAGAACAAUAUGAAACAGAGAUAAAUUUAGCGACACUAUUGAACAGAACAGGAUCAAUUGACGAAUGCAAUGAAACAGAAAGAUGUCAAUUCAUCUCUGCCAUUUUAUAUGGUGCUCUAGACACUUUAAGCGAGAGGGACGUAAAAAUGCGCAGAGAAUUGUUCUUGUCCAGAAUUAGUGGUAGAGGCAGACCUGACUAUACCAUUAAGAAAGGAGAUGAUAUUCUUUGCACAGUAGAGGCGAAGAUGACGAAUAUUGAACAUGGAUUUUGUCAAAACCUUGUUCAAUUGCAGUGUGCGGUCGAACAAUAUAAAAAAAGGAAGCAUGAUUGCUUGGAGUAUGUUUAUGGUGUCGUUACUACUGGUGAUAAGUGGUACUUUACCUUAGUCAACUCCAACAAUGAAGUAGGAGCCAUAAGUGAGCCCUUAAUGGUAAGCUUGAAUAAUUCUAAUGUCACUGAAGAAGUUCUCAAAAGUGACAUAGGAAAUUUGUUUUCGGUAAUUCGAACAAUACUUUUAGACAAACUAAAAAGCUUCGAAGAACCGAAAAAAAGAUCCCAAAAAAUUGUUCAGCUUAUAGGCCCCUCUUCAUCGUCUGAAGCGUAG
This is a messenger RNA of Racocetra fulgida, 849 nucleotides long. NCBI's taxonomy places the organism in Eukaryota, Fungi, Glomeromycota, Glomeromycetes, Diversisporales, Gigasporaceae. The record is from the annotation of a GenBank genome assembly.